Molecule: messenger RNA, 3873 nt
Organism: Saccoglossus kowalevskii
Lineage: Eukaryota; Metazoa; Hemichordata; Enteropneusta; Harrimaniidae
Product: calcineurin-binding protein cabin-1-like
Biological process (GO): chromatin organization
Cellular component (GO): nucleus
Molecular function (GO): nucleosome binding; protein binding
Source: RefSeq, a predicted model, not a curated record
AUGCAUUAUAUAUCUAAAGCACUUGAACGUGACAGUCAUUACACCAAAGGAUUGGUGUUAAGAGAUAAAAUGUACCAAGAACAACCGUGUAUGAAACGAGAAUGUGAACUAUUGUUUAAAUAUUGUGAUGUAUCUGUAUUUGAUGAUCAUAAAAUUACAAAAGAAAUUGCUGAAACGAUUGUUGAGGAAGCAGUAGAGAUAAGAAAAAAGAAGCGAGAAUUGCUAAAACCUAUCCCAAUACCUGCUGUCAAAUUCCCUCAGCCACUGGCAUCAUUAACGUGGAAAAGUUUGGGAGAAAACUUGAUAUCCUUAUAUGAAUAUAUCAACAAACAUUCUAAAUUGAGUUUUGGGAACCAUGUCGAUGUCACAGACCACUUGUCAACAACAGAUGAAGAAAAUAUGCCAAGUACAGAUGAACCAACAGAAAUGGAAACAGAAUCCGAAAAUAAUAGUUUAGAGAAAUCUAAGAAAGGUGUGAAAAGAAAACGUGCUGGUGGUAGUGGUGGUGGCAGCGGCGGCGGUGGUGCAUCUGAAGAGAGUCACGCAAAGAGACGAUCAGCUCGAGUCAGGAAUACUGUGAAGAAAAAAGAAGAGACUGUAAAUUAUAAAGAAUUACUGCGAACAUUCUUGCCUUCCAGUUUGAAGCCAAAUGGUUUAGGUGAAGUAUAUGUAGAGGUUCACAAGAGAUUAAGGAAUCACUUAACUUUACCGUCAUACUAUUGUAAAUCAAUUUCUAACCAGUUCAUCAAAGAGCUUGCCUUGAUGGCAUUGGUCAAUGCAGAACAGACCUUGGAGAAAUGGUUGUCUGCUAAAAUGAAGUCACCGGUAUCAGGAACUACCGCAAGCCUUCUUGGAAACUCUGGGCAGGAGUCAUUUCCAAUUGGUACACACGACUUAUUUUCAUCAGAUCUACUUUACCUGGAAAGUUUAUCUACAUUCCGAGAUAUCCUGACAAACACAUGGUUACACUUUGCUGUACGCGUUUAUUGGUUGAAGUCCAGAUAUUUGAUGCUACAAGGAAAAAGAGAUCUUGCACUGAGUUGCUUUGAUUAUUGUAGUCAUCUCCUAACACUUGGUGACUCAGAUUUGCCGCCGUCUAAUAUUCCGAUUGUUGUACAUUUACCGAACUGUAAAGAUGAUAUAAUAUCUGCACGUGCUGUGAAAAAACAAGUUGAGUCAUUACAACGUUGUCAGUCGUUGGAAGAAGUGCAGCGUUUGUACGAAACUGGUAACUACCAGGAUGUUGUUGAUAUAUUAUACCCAACGCUGACACAGACGUCACUCAGUAAGAGCAAACUGAAAGAAGACUCUAGACCGGCCAGGUUGUUGUUACUUAUCGAAUCACUUCUACACACCAAGAAUUAUGAGUUAUGUGUUAGUUGUUGUUUACUGGCCCUCAAUGAAUCUCUACAGCAAUUAUCUAAUGGUAGUACAAUGGCAGUCAAAGAGAAUUGGUUGACUACGAUGACGAAGGUCUUUCAAUUCCUCAAUAAGUGUCUCUCUGUGAAGUUGAGUGUGAUCAGUCAGCUGGCAAGGAUUAGCGUGAUUCAACUCACUAACACUGUAAUACGAAUUAUAGAACUUGCGAUGGACUCCAUGGAUGCUACAGACCAGCCAGUGAUAAGUACUGUCUUACCAUGGGUUAUUCUGUACAGGCUCAUUAAACAUGAAGAAGAUAGUUUCAAAGCUCAAAUACAACACGAUGAGCAGAAGGAAAUGAAGUUGAUGCCAUCAUCUUUAAUGUUGUUAUAUAGGGCGCAUGAAUACCUUGGAGGCCGCGGAUGGUGUUGUAAUUCAGACGGAUACCUGUUGACAUUCUAUGUUGAUGUAUUGCAAGAAGAAUUGAAAAACCGAGAAGACGCUCUGAGACAGGAUAUGUGUCUAGCUUUAGAACAAUGUUUGUAUUGUCUGUAUGGUCACCCUAAUAAAAAAGCUAAGGCCAGACAUUUACAAGACCAUGGAGUGGAGGAGGUUCCUCUAACAUGGGGUAAAGCUGUAUUCGUUUUUGACUAUUUCAAACCGAAAACCGUUCCUGAUUUUGACAGCUACAAGACAAGUUCAAUGUCAGGAGAAUUAGAAAGUUUAUUCUUAAAAAUAUCGAAAGUGAUUCCUGUGCAGAAAGAUCCACCUGUUACCAUGGAUACAGUGAAUGCUUACAUUGAAGGCAUUUCAGACAAACCACCAUCGAUACCUGAAGACAAACCAGUGACUUUGCAUGUUGUCAAAGAGUUAUUCUAUCUCUUGGCUGAUUACUAUUUCAAAAACAAGGAGUGGGGUAAAGCCAUCAAGUUCUAUAUGCAUGAUAUCUGUGUUUGUCCUGAUCGUUUUGAUAGCUGGGCAGGACAGGCAUUGGCAAGAAGUAGUCGCCUUGAAGCUAAACUCAGUUCGUGUGAUGUGAAAAAUGAGGGAUCUAUGCAGAAGAAUGCACAACUGGCGUUAAGAUGCUUCCAGAGGGCGCUAGAAGUGGACCCCAGUAACUACACACUGUGGAUAGAAUAUGGGUCUUUGGCAUACACAUUGCAUUCACAUUUCUCAAGGCAACUCAAACAGCAAAAAACUCAGGUGUCAAUGGUUCCCGAAACCAUCCAGUGUCUGACAAACAAGAAGAAUGAAAUGCUGAGUUUGGCGAAGAAAUGCUUCUUAACGGCCGAUAAAUGUGAAGAUGACGGUGAAGCGGAAGAAUGGUUAAUACAAUACAUGUUAGGAAAAAUAGCAGAGAAACAAAAAGAUAAACCGCUUGGGUUCUUGGAAUAUUAUAAAAAGGCUAGUUGCCAUCUACAUGAUGAUGAAGCUUGCUAUCCAAAGAAGAUACAUUAUCAUAACCCACCUGACUUAGCCAUGGAAGCUUUGGAAGUUUAUUACCGUCUCCAUGCCGCUGUAUUAAAACUAUUACAAGAACAUGACAAAGAAUAUUGCAUUGAUUAUCAGACACUGGAACGUUGUCUAAUAGAGGCUGCUAACAGUCCUUUUGCUAAAGGCCUCCAAAAGGAAAGUGAUAGUAGUAGUUUGCAUUCUAUCCAGGACUCCAGCAAACCGACAUACACUGCCACGCCCAUGGACCAUGAUUACGUAUUGAGUCAUACCAAAACAAAAUUGAACAUUUCUGAGUCCAGUCAAAGCAAUAAACAACAUGUCAUUGCUGAGUCCAGCCAAGGCGAUAAACAACAGACUGUUUCGGAGAUCAGCCAAGGUGAGAAACAACAUGCUGUCUCAGAAAUCGGCCAAGGCGAUAAACAACAUGUUGUCUCUGAGAUCGGCCAAGGUGAGAAACAACAGGCUGUCUCGGAGAUCAGCCAAAGCGAUAAACAACAUGCUGUCUCUGAGAUCGGACAAGGCGAUAAACAACAAACAAAACAUGAAGACAAACCACAGAUGGACGAACAACAAAUGCUGAACCAGUGUGGCGAACUGUUGCUGCAGCUGAGUGAACUGCAGCAGCCGGAAACGGAAGUGUUUCGGAAUUUGGAAUCACUUCUGGAAGAGACAAAGAAAGAACAACAGGAUGAAUUAACUCAUCAACCAGAGAAAGAAACACAUUCAUUGCAGCAAUCAGAUACCCAGUCCCAGGGAAUUAAACAGUCAGACAAGCAGUUUCCACAAGGACCACAUGCAGAACAACCGAUGGAGCAAUCUGAGGAUGGUGAUAUUGCAUUGUGGAAAGAUAAUGAACAAUUUAUAGAACAAAUGAAAAAUAAAACAGAACCACAAAUACAGUCAAUGCUUGAACUUGAAGAACUUGUACUGGUGCUCUCUGAUAGUAGCAGUGACAUUGAUGGAAAAUUGGGCAGUGCCCCUCCCCCUCCCCCUCCCCCUGCUGCUAGUAGUGCUGGACUGAUAAAGGCAUUACACCUGGUGAUGAAGAAAAACGCCUGA